Molecule: messenger RNA, 2760 nt
Organism: Acytostelium subglobosum LB1
Lineage: Eukaryota; Evosea; Eumycetozoa; Acytosteliales; Acytosteliaceae
Exons: 12
Coding region: 1-2760 (919 amino acids)
Source: RefSeq, a predicted model, not a curated record
AUGACUGCUAUCACAUGCCAUGAUAUCGUCAAUGGUACUACUCAACUCAAUUGUACCACUACUCCAAACAAUCAACAAACAGUCCUUGGAAUUUCUGCCUCUGUCAGGACACCUGUUCCAUAUAAUGGGAUGCCAGAUGGCUAUAUUAAUCAGCUCUCUUUGCCCAACCUUCAAUACUUUUGGAUGACCACUGAUAUGAAGGUUGGCGUACAGAAUACAACAGCCAGCUUACUCUCAAUGUUGGAUAUUCCAAUCAAUAGUAAUCUAAAGGAUAUUAGUAUCUAUGGGUCGAGUAACUUAUCAUUACAGAUACCAUCUGAUUUUCCAAAGUACAUUCCACUCAGUACCUUUGGUCUUCAGAGUCUAUCAGUUGAUAGAGAUAUUCCAGAGAGCAUUUUCAAACGUGUUGGCUACAUUGAUAUAACCACGAUCCAAUACUCAAGUCCAACUGCACAGAUUCAUUUUAAUUCCAUGUCAACUUAUGAGAAUGUUUCAACACUCAAAUGCUCUUCAACUUCCAACACAAUAAUUGUCAAUAUCCAAAAUGGAUCAUCUUUGUUGUCAAUUGACCUAACACGAGUUGAACUGACUCCAACUGAUCUGACAGGAUUCAAGAAGCUGGUAGGAGUAACAUUGAACACAGUCAGCACCAGAGUUCAAGUCAAUCAAUUGAAAUCACUGUUCAUAACCUACUCUAAUCUGACCCAAUUCCCACCAGUAAACUCACUAAUAUCUACCGAUCCACAAGGUGAUGAAGUAACUUUAUAUGUUCCAGACAAUAACUUGGUUGGACCAUUGCCUGUGUAUAGCAAGUUGACAUAUAUAUCAGUUGCAAACAAUCCAUUGUUUGCCAGUGAUAUUGAUCCAUACUAUUGUUCAGUCAGUCUUGGUCAGUUUAACUUUUUAGGCACCGCCCUCACUGCCUCAAACAUACCAAGUUGCUUCUUCUGUUCAUGGCCUAGUGUUCAAUCUGCAUUCCCACCAACAAUUGUAAAGCCAGUAGUAGACUGCAAUGCAUUGGCAGUGAUCAAUAAUGUAACAUAUGUGAUGACAGCUGAUGAGAUUGAAUUCUACAUCAGUGGAAAGAAUCUUGGAUGGGCUGUGAAUGGUGAUUCAGAUCCAAGACUUGUUGGUGUGGUGGCCAAUGAACUGUUUAGGUUCAAGCCAGGUACUUGGACUGGAUCCACCAAUCUUGUAUUCUCAACAGCAUCUGGAAUAUCAAGGACUAUAUCCUGGAACACUGAUCUUGAGAAACACUUUGAUCAAUGGAUUAUAAGUUUGAAGGGUACAUUCAAUACUUCAUCAGAGUACCAAUACUCUGUUUUGGUGAAUAAUGUAUGGAUCAAUGCUACGGUGACAGACACUAUAUUGACAUGCUAUGUCAAUGCAUCAUUCAAGAACUUCACAUCAUUGAUCUCAUUCUUUGACAUCAAGAAUCCACUUAGAAUCAUACCAAACAAUAAGUUAAGACUAUCAAUGUAUCCAUCGAUAUCAUCAUUCACAAAGACAACUGAUGCAAGCCAGAAUGUAACAUUCUUUGGAUACUUUGGUAACUUUAUUGCCAAGUCAUCGGUGACCAUCAACAUGUUUGGUUGUAAUGUAACAUUGAUUGACAUGACCAAGGUAUCAGUCAACUGUUCAUUCAACUCAAUGAUCAUUGGUUAUGCCAAUUUAUCAAUCAUUAUCAACUCUGAACCAUUCAUCUCCAACUCUACUCUUGCAAUAUUCCCAUCUGUUGAAGGAAAUGAUUGUGGAAAUCAAUCAAGUUGUAAUGGAAAUGGUGCAUGUGUAGCUGGAAAGUGUCAAUGUAAUACUGGAUUUAGUGGAUACUAUUGUGAAUCACAGAUCAGAUCGGAAGUUGACGUGAUACCCUCGCCAACAAAUCCUACAACUGUGAUCACUUCCAAUGGUACAGGAUUCCAAGUCAACAUAUUGGCAAUUGAAGAGCUUGACCUUAUGGGUGAGAUCAGAUAUACGCUGCCCACCACUCAAUGGAUAUCAUCAUCUUCAUCAACAGGUACGAUCAACACCAAUACAUACAUACUGGACAACAUCCCCAAAAACAUUGAUGACGAAGACCCGACACCAUUGAAUGUCACCAUCAAACUCGAGGAGUCUAGUCAAGAGAGGACACUGGUCUUUGCUGGACAGAACAUUACAUGUACCCCCAACUCACUCAAGAUGACGAUCAACAUCAACAACUGGCCAUUCCAAUCCAACUUGCAUACAUUGCGAGUGGUGCUGUACAGGAAUGGAUCAUUGGACAAUGAUACCAGUCCAUGUGGCACGCACAAUGUAGUGUCAACAGACCCCUAUCGCAACGUACAAUACUUCAAGGUAAUCACACCCAAUGGCCUCGAGCUGUACGGUCGCUUCCUGCCCUACGCCUUGUCAGAUGGCCGUGCAGCACUAUCGCGUAACGAAGUGAUCAACUCGACCAACGAUGGCGGCACACUCAUUGGUAUCAACCUACCACAUUGUCUACAACAAUGUGUUGUUGAUCCUGACUUCUCGAUACUGGUUCAGUCUGAUCCCAUCUCGCCAUUGUCCUGUAUGACACCUGAACAAGCUGCAGCAUUGGAGAAUCGAUGGAAGAUACCAGUUGCUGUCGUUGCCUCUGUUGUUGGUACAGUGAUAAUCGCUGCUGUCGUUGCCAAAGUGAUCAUACAUCACCUGCAUGGUCGAAGACUAUUAGAUGUAAUGUCACAUAAGAUGAAGAAGUUGACCCGUGGCAAAGAUUCUGGAAUUAUUCGAUUGUAA